GGCGCAUUCUGCAUUCGAUUGAACAUACUUGUUUGAAGAGGUUUGAAGUAUAUUAAUAUAAACAAAAACAUUUCAGUGCUUCUAAACAUUUUUACAUAGCCCAAAAUAUAUUGAAUAGACCAAACAUAAUAUCUGUUUCUUGAAAAUGUCCAGUCCUCCAAAUUGGUUUACUAUUACCGAUGGACUCGCUAAGACUGUAGCUUUCUGCAACGAAGGGAUUACCGAUGAAUGCUUCUCGAACAUGUUGGAAUAUCUUUUCCGAACAAUUGAUAACUCUAGCACCGGCGGAAACCAGUCGCAAACUGACACGGAAGCCGAACUGGAAAAUCUUCGCGCAGCUACCUCCCAGCUCAGCGAACAGGAAUUCAAGCUGACGAUGCAAUCGCUUGCCUAUCUAGUGAAACGAUCGCUUAAGUUCAUGCUAAAACCAUCCAGGAUGCAGACUGACUUGCGAAAUCACCUUCAGCUGACGGAAAACAAGAGCAACUGCUUCGUAAAGCAUUGGAUCCAAUCGACGAAAAUUGUGCUCGAUGCACUGGCCACGGCAGACGACGACGGAAGCUCCAACCAGCUGGAGGAUGUUUCGUGGAAGGUGCGGGCACAACUUUCCUCCGAACCACGCCAAAAGGACAAACUAGCCCUGGGCCAGUUGGAGCUGAAAACCGGCAGCAGGACUAUCAAUUUGGAACUGAACAGUGCUGAAAUUGUGGAGUUCUACAAUCAGCUGGAACGGAUACAGGUGGAACUAGACGCCCUGAAUGCGAAAGCUUAGUAAAUGGAAUGGUAUCGAAAUAG
Molecule: messenger RNA, 795 nt
Organism: Aedes aegypti (yellow fever mosquito)
Lineage: Eukaryota; Metazoa; Arthropoda; Insecta; Diptera; Culicidae
Product: COMM domain-containing protein 10
Exons: 2
Coding region: 146-772 (208 amino acids)
Source: RefSeq, a predicted model, not a curated record